AAUGGUUAUCAAGAUCGAGUAAGGGAUUUAAAGAAUAAUAAUAAUAAAGAAAGGAAAAAAUAUUACAACAAGCGCAGUGAACAUAUCAAACUAUAUCAUCCUAACUUUUGGCGCACUAUCUUUUUGAGCCAUAGCGGCAUUGCAGAUCAUAUGACGCAUCAAGAUGUUCAGAUUAUGAAGCAUUUAACUUCUCUUGAAGUUGAUGAAGAGGAUUUAGACUAUUCAUUCACUUUUAAUUUUUCCACAAAUCCUUAUUUUGAGGAUAAGACUAUUAAAAAGUCCUAUAAAGUGAAACAUGGAGAAAUGGAGUGGGAAUCAACAAAAAUAAAUUGGAAAGCAGACAAGGUAAUGCUUCAAGAAGUUAGCCAUAGAAAGAAAGGAAACACGAGGAAGACCGAUGCUAGUGUUUACAGCUUUUUUAAUUGGUUCGACACAAGUGGACCGAAACAUUAUGAUUUUGAUGGGGUUAAGAUGAUAAUUAAGGAUUACAUAUGGCCGAAUCCUUUGAAAUUUUUUAACGGUGGGGAACCUUUUAAACAAGCUGAAGUUUGGAAUUUGCAAUACAGUGACGAUGAUGAUGAGGAUAAUAAAGCUUUUCAGCGGAUGUACGAUGAGGAUGUCAAAGCUUCUGAACCGGAGGAAAACGACCAUACAGAUGAGGAUGAUAAAGCUUCUGACAUGGAGGACAGUGAGGAGGACAGUGAUGAUGACAAAGCUUCUGACAUGGUGGAUAUGAAAAUUUUGUAUGGAAUCCAAGAGCAUCUCAAAGAGAUUGAUGAUAUGGAGACUUGUUCUAUAGAAGAGGAGAAAAAGAUUCUCUCUAGGGAUAUGCAAAAUUUGUAUUUUGAGCGAAAUCAUCAUAUAGCAUUGAUUCCUAACUUUUGGUUAACAGUGUUUCAGAAACAUCCUAGCUUUGCGGAUCUUAUAAAUGAUGAAGAUACAAAGAUCUUAGAGCAUUUGACUAGUAUUGAAGUUGGAGAUCCGCAUGAUCUCAACAGAGAAUAUGUCAUCGUCUUUACCUUUAAAAGCAAUCCAUACUUGAAGACAACCGAGCUUAGAAAGCGGCUUACCAGUGCAGGAAGUACGAUUGCUACCUACCAGAUAGAUUGGCAUGCGGGGUCCGGUUCUAAUGUUAGAUUUUUUAACUGGUUCCAAGAUCCAAAUACUAUAGAUAAUGCUGCUACUAAUCAGGUCGCGCGUAUUAUCAAAUACGUCUUAUGGCCUGAUCCAUUAAAGUACUAUUGCCAAUAAUACUUUGAGGUAGCUUUUUUGUUUUGAUAGUCAAGGUAGUUUUUUGGGUUUUAUUUGGGAUUAAUCUAUUAAGAAUUCUGACAUUAUAUCAAAACCUAUCUUUAGAUUUGAUAUAUAUCCAAUUGCAUGUCUAGUCCUAUAAACUAAACCUAUCUUUAGUUUUUUGUGUUUCUUUUCAUUCCUUCUCACUCGGCUAUUAGUGCAAAUGUAGUGAUGGAUUAA
Molecule: messenger RNA, 1473 nt
Organism: Trifolium pratense (red clover)
Lineage: Eukaryota; Viridiplantae; Streptophyta; Magnoliopsida; Fabales; Fabaceae
Product: NAP1-related protein 1-like
Exons: 19
Coding region: 151-1251 (366 amino acids)
Biological process (GO): nucleosome assembly
Cellular component (GO): nucleus; chromatin
Molecular function (GO): histone binding; chromatin binding
Source: RefSeq, a predicted model, not a curated record